GAAAUUUGACAAUACAAAUAAAAUAUUUACUUUGUACGUCUGAAAUAUUUACUUACUUAUAAUUUUGUGUACAAUUUUUUUCUUCAAAAACAUUUGUAAACAUUGCAAUAUCAACAAUUACUAUCUUUUCAAAAUAUCUGUUAUUAUUUUUAGGUUGGUGAAUUAGGUAGAAAUAAUUUCCUUCUUUUGUGUACGUAUUUGUGUCCUAUUUUUAUUAUUGUUACAUAAAAGACAAAGACCCAUCGAAUCAAGUGAUUAGAUAGAAAAUGACGUCGUGCUUAAUAGUGCGUAUAUUGUGAUUGUGACUAUUGUAUCGCCAAUUUGCCUUCACAGUCAAAAUGGCAGAAUCGGAUUCUUUUUCUUUGCUAAAGGCUUUGGCGGCAAGCCAUUUGUCCAAAACUUGUAUCCAAAAUGACGACGCAGAAUCUAAUAAUGGUUUCCCAAGACGCAUUCCUGUCCCAAGUCUCAAUGGUAUUCAAAAAGGUUCAUCUGACACCAGAUUAUCAUUCACACCAGGAAGACUGCCCGGCUUACCAUUACCCCCAUUCAGUCUCAGUGAAAGUCCCAUCAGAAGCGUCCUUGAAGAACAGUUAAUGAACAGAUUCAAAGCACAAGAACAAAAAAGAAUAGAGGAAGAAGAAAAUGCAAGGUUAGCAGAGUCUAUGAAAAAACUGAAAGUUGAAGAAGAUUUUGAGAUUGAUUUGAGAAUGGCUAUAGAAGACGGUAUUCGUGCGAGGCAACUAGGCCAGAUUCCAGCCAAGCCUGUGGAGGAAGUGUUAAGCAGUAGCAGUUCUUUUGAAUCAUUGUUUGAGCCCAAGUUUAUAAACUGUGAUGAUGAACAAGAAGCCAUGAAGGUCACCCAAGAACCGUUACUUCCGUGUGUUACUGAUAUGUCCUAUAUUCUGAAGCAAAAAGUAAAGAGAGGUAAAUGCUCUGCAUUUGGAAAAGUUUUGACAUCCCGGUUGAAACGGGUUGCUGCACCAUAUCUCAGAGAACAUAUUGAUUCUAAAAUUAAACCGUUUGACUUUAAGACGAAAUCUCCUUGUGACCUCAUAAAGGAAAAGCUGCGGAAACCCACUGUGUCUAGUGUUCAUACCUUUGACAUUACAACUUUUAUCUAAAACUUUUUUAUCUUUUUUUCCCCUUGAUUCUCACACUGACAAGCAAUGGUACAGUCUGAAACAAAAUUAUGUAUGCUAUAAUAAUGCAUGUACACACAGUGACAUCCAUAUCCUUUGCAUGGUAGACAGAGCCAACAGUCUUGAAAAGACUGAUAGGCCAUGCUCAGCUUUUUGGCUUGAUGAUGGAAUUGAGAUUCAAAUAGUGACGUUUGCUAGCCCAUUGCCUAAAAGAAGAAUGCCUAGUUUAUAAACCUAUCCUUUAAUCUCCAUUUACGACAUCCAUGGGAAAGAGGAGUGGUCCUAUUCUUUUUUUUAUUGGUGCCGGGAACCAAUUUUCUUAAAUAAAUCAUAAUGACAGGUGAAGAUAUCAUCACUGAGGUGAUUUAUGUAUGAUUCCAAUCCAAGUAUUUUUUAUUGAAUUUUUAGAAUUGUAUACAUAUUUAUGUUUUUGACUGUACUAGUGAUGUGAACAUAAUUUUUUUUUUCAUUGAGUACUUUUUUUGUUAUCUAUUCUAUUUCAUUUCAUAGAUUACACAUAUCAUUGUAUUGUAGGAAGUUAGCUGAUUGUUUCAUCAUCAGAAUGAUUUUUAUGAGAUUGCACACACAUACUUCUUGCCAAGAUAUCAAGAGUGAGUGCACUCUCAAGUCUCCCACUUGAUAAAAAAAAGCAAGGGUGCCUUUAUUUUUUAUAUCUUUGUAAUUCAUCUGCAUAAAAAUAUAGAAUAUAGACUAUGGGUAUUUUACAGCCUCUGUUGAAUUGGACAAGCAGUUCAGCUGUUAUAUAAAUUGUAUAAUAUUAUUGAAUUGGUAUCUGAAAAAUUUUUAAAUGAUUUUUCUAACAUACUCAUUUACCUGUGAGGAAAAUGUAUGUAUACAUUUUAUACAUAAUAUCAUCAUACGUGAUCUCACAAUUUGACGAGUGAAGUGUACAACAGUAUAAUUAUAGUUUUUGUCCCUUACAUGAAUGUAUUAUAUACGGUGCUAUUUACAAUGCUAUAAUUUAUUUAUUAAUACACUAGCUUUAGUAUGUGUAGGUUUAUAUGUAAACUCAAACUCAAAAUAUUUAUUGCAUAACUGUGUAGACAUGUAGGUAAUGUAUAUUUAUUAAUUGUACUUCUCAUACUUAGUUUUCUGCGUUUGGAAUCAACUAGUGUGCUUUUGUUAGGAUCACACUAUAUGACUAGUGAAGUAUACAUCUUAUCUAUACAUAUAAUAAAACAGUAAAAAUAUUUUGUCUGUACAUUUUGUAUUUUUGACUGAAAUGGAUAGAGGAACACUUAGAAUGAAUAAUAGAAAGCAAAAAAUUUUUUUUAAAUAUCUUGUCUGUCUGUAUGUAUGAUCACGAUUAUCUCCGAAAGUAGGUACUGAACCGAUUUACUACAAACUUUCACCAAUUGCUUUGUUUUAACCCAGAAGAACAUUUAAAGUUUGUUUCAUCAAAAUCGGUUCACUAAAAAAAAGUUAUCGAUAUUUGAAUGAACUCAAAGCAUCAAUUUGCCUAUAAAUAAGUAACGAAAUUUAAAAUUCAAAGUCAUGUAUCAUUGUACGACAGCUAUCUAUAACAUAUAAAUAUAAGUGAAAUUUUUUUUUACGUUUUUAGUCUAUCUGUCUGUAUCUGACUGUAUGAUCAAGAUUCAACUCAAAAUUUACGCGGACGAAGUCGCGGGCAACAGCUAGUACAUAUAUAAAAUUCUCAUGUCACAAUGUUCGUCCCCGUACCCCUCCGAAACGGGUUGACCGGUUCUCAUGAAAUUUUGUGAGCAUAUUGAGUAGGUCUGAGAAUCGGCCAUCAUUUAUUUUUCAUACCCUUUAGUGAUAAGGGUUGUCCACCUUACUUAAUAAUUUAUGUAGCAAAACAACGUUUACCGGGACGGCAUGUAAUCUAUAUAUAUAUGUAUACUUCAAUAGUCAAAUUGUGUGAUUCCAACAAUAGCAUUGCCAAGGAUAGUGGUGUAUUAAUGAAUAAAUAAAUUAUAGCAUUGUAAAUAUCACCGUUUUUACUGUACCAAUCAAUUUCAUAAGACGUGUAUGUAGUUUUAGUUUAUUUAGGUUUAAGAUGGUAUCCUAGUACCCCACUGAAGUUAGAUUAUUAAUAUAGUAAUUAUAUAAAUUAAGGACAUUAAGGUUUCACAAGCUCUGUAAGCUGUAUUCUAUUGAUAAAAAAUGUAUUAUUA
Messenger RNA from Amyelois transitella, 3295 nucleotides. RefSeq lists its product as uncharacterized. NCBI's taxonomy places the organism in Eukaryota, Metazoa, Arthropoda, Insecta, Lepidoptera, Pyralidae. The transcript has a single exon. The record is from RefSeq and is a predicted model, not a curated record. Bases 339 to 1121 code for a protein of 260 amino acids.